Molecule: messenger RNA, 2042 nt
Organism: Diprion similis
Lineage: Eukaryota; Metazoa; Arthropoda; Insecta; Hymenoptera; Diprionidae
Exons: 4
Coding region: 221-1087 (288 amino acids)
Biological process (GO): regulation of cell projection organization
Cellular component (GO): ciliary basal body
Molecular function (GO): cytoskeletal protein binding
Source: RefSeq, a predicted model, not a curated record
UAUUUACUUGUUUGAAAGUUAGAUCAGCAUGGCAAUAAAUAUCCUACCUCAGUCCCCCUCAUACACACAUAAAAUGAAAGUAUCACCUUUCAGUCAAUAUCAUGUCACGGUCAUGUCGAAGGUUGCCAUAGCAAUAACGUCCCUCAACUCUUAUUUUUAGGCCCAUCAUAAUUUGAAUUGAGUAGUUUCUUCACUUGUCUGAUUGUUUCAUAGAAGGAUAAUGUGGGUGUGCCGCAAAGAUUUUGAAUAUGUGGUGCGGAAACAGGAGCUUCAGAAAAUAGCUUUUGGCUCAGGAUGCGAGAGGGAUACUUCAUCCAAAAAGGGAAUGACUCCGUUCAUGCGACAUUACAUAUAUGAAGAUUUUCCAAACAUUUCCCCUACCAAGUAUAAUCCUCUGGAUGCAUUCAAAGCCAUUAACACCAAGCCUUGUCCUUGUGCUAUCAGCAGAAAGGGGUACAGUGGAAUUGCUCGUUUUGCAGAUACUUCGAAUCAUGGCGAUGAUCAUCCUUCGCCUGCUGAAUACAGCAUUAGUACAUUUCCUCCGAAAGUCAAACAAUCGAAAUGUCCGUUUUCAUCCACAGCAAAACGACAGACUAAUUCGAUCAACAAAAAUCCAGGGCCAGGUACUCACUUGCCUGGAGGUAAACGUCAAAUUAUGUAUGACCAUAGUUUUGGUGGGCGUAUGAAGAUGCGCUUAGGUGUUGAGCUCAAGUGCUGUCAGCGAAAUACUGACAUUUGUGACCUGUGUCAGAGAAAACCGCGUGGUGAUUAUUGGCACAGACGUAACAAAAACUUUUUAUGCAGACCGUGCAUGCUCACGGAACAUAGGGAACACAAACUAUACAAUGCGCCUCAACUCAAAGAAUUUCAUGCAAGUUUAAAAAAAUAUUGUUACGUUCUGAAUGCCACAGUUUUUUGGGGCCAUCAAAAAACAGAAUUUGUAAUUCAUUAUUUACAUUUCAGAAAAUACGAGAUUGCUCAGAGAUACAUCGUCACGAAGGGAUGCCUGCCAAAAUAUGGCUUAUGCAUCCGCAAGCUAUACAAAAAUGGAACCGAUGCGAAGCAUAUCUCUCAGCUUAUCUUAUAGACUAAUUUCCAAUUUCUUAUCGAGUAAAAACUACUUUGAUAUGGUAAAAAGGGUAUCGCUUAUACAUGUUUGAUGUAAAUGUUACAAUUACAUAAACGAAUUUCAUAGUUUUUUAUUACUAUUGUUGUUAAAUAGUUGUAAUAACUUUGUAAUGUGUGAAAUUUAUAAUUAAAAAACGAACUAAGGUAUCUAUGCAUCAGUUCAUUUACCUCUGGUUAUUAUGAAACGUGAGUAAGAUCGCGAAGGAUAGAGACCGAUAUAUGAAUAGAUUACAUUCAUUUAAUAAGCGACACGUAUACAUCAAUUCAUUUUUAGGCAUAAUACACGUGAUACAGAUCUAAAUGAUUCUCAUAAUAGCAAUACAAUGAAUUCUUUACUAUUUCUAAUAUCUCUACUUGAGCACUAUUUACAGAAAGAUUAUAUAAAAAUAUUUCGCAUGUUAAAUGGUUAAAUGCCUCAAAUAAUAUAAUAUAGUAGUGUUUAACUGUAUUAGAAUAUUGUAUAACUAUUAUAGCUGUGUGUAACAGAUAAUAUUUCAUAUUACACAUUACGUAUAUGCGGUAAUCAGUCAAUCAGGAAAGAAUUGCUUCUUGUCUAGAUAUUAAAAAUAUGCGCAGAGUAAUACCACUUGUAUCAAUUGACGUAUACUAACUGUAUUGAAACAAGCUGUACUAAAAAUAUGUGUGAGGGCAAGUUUUACACUUAUUUUUCUAUUCAAUAUAAGGUGUUAUACGCAGGAUAAGUUUGUGGUUUUGCAAUUCCAUAAAAAGAUAUUACAUGAAAUGUGGGUAUGCACCAUACAUAUAUAACAACUAAGUGUUUAGUUUUAGCUGCUGAGAGGACUGCAAAAAUCGAUACAAUUUGUAAAUCAAGUAUAAACAGUUUUGAAUUGGAACGAAACCUAAUUAUAAAUUAUUGUCACCGAUUCAAGAAUUGCUUUGAUUUUAAAAUAAAA